UGCAUAUAUAUACUCUCAAAACAUAAAAAAAAAGAAUAGCAUUAAAUAGAAAGCAACACUAAAUUUAGGGAGCUAAUUUCUUUUUGUAUUUCUUUUUUAACAUCAACAUAACUAUAAAUCAUAACCAAGAUCCUUUUUUUGAGAUGGACAUCUUGAAGUUUACACGAGAUACCCUGCACUAUACUGCCAGUUACUGUGAGGAGAACAUCUAUAAACUUUGUCAAGACAUUCAAUCCAGAAAACCAGAGUUACUCGAGUAUUUUCAAGUUGUUUUUAUCAGUAACAACAAUCGAGCUGUACCAUUGUGGCAACAAAAAGUAGGCCAAGAAGAAGAGCAUAUGGUGAUAUGGGAUUACCAUGUCAUUCUUUAUUUCGAAAAAGAAGGUAGUGAAUCACUUGUAUAUGAUUUCGAUACAUUACUGCCUUUCCCAGCGCCAGCAGACAUGUAUGCUAUGCACACCUUUAAGCCCAAUUCGGUAUUCAAUAAGAAAUACCAACAUGCUUUCCGACUGAUUCCAGCAGAAGUAUAUCUACAACAAUUUCAAUCUGACAGAAGCCACAUGUUAAAGAAUGGAGAGUAUAUUGCAAAACCGCCUUCUUAUCCUGCCAUCACAAGAGGGAUGCAUAAUUUGGAUAGCUUUAUUUCAAUGAACCCAAGUAGUGGUCAUGGUACAGUACUUUCAAACGAUCAAUUCUUUUCAAAACUAUUCAAUACUUUGGAUUGAUUUUGCCAGUUGUUUCAUAUUGUUUAAUAGCCUCUAAUAAAGCUUCUUCAGGCACGCGAUGUUGCAUUAAAAAUUGAUCAUUUAAAUGGACAACAGGAAUAUCAAAGAUGUAUUUAUCUCGGAAUUCUUUAGGACAAUCUUUGUCUUUAUGAAUAUCAAGUACUUUUAAACUAAAAGGCGCCUUUUUUUGUACUCUAAGUAUAGACUCUUUUGCAGUUGUACAUAGAGAACAAGUACUUGAAGAGAACAAAGUCAAAGCUACUUUUCUAGUUGUCAUUGAAAUUAAAGAAAAAGAAAAGAGGUGUUAAACAAGU
Molecule: messenger RNA, 1039 nt
Organism: Gilbertella persicaria
Lineage: Eukaryota; Fungi; Mucoromycota; Mucoromycetes; Mucorales; Choanephoraceae
Product: N-terminal glutamine amidase-domain-containing protein
Exons: 7
Coding region: 144-725 (193 amino acids)
Cellular component (GO): cytosol; nucleus
Molecular function (GO): protein-N-terminal asparagine amidohydrolase activity; protein-N-terminal glutamine amidohydrolase activity
Source: RefSeq, a predicted model, not a curated record